AUGACGGAACCCCUGCAGCAAGAGAAGAGGAACCAAAAAUCACCGAUCACGACGCUGCCCUUCCCACCAGUAACCCCUCAACAUAUCCUCAACACGUCCUUCCACUCAUGGUACCCGCGUUUCCGAUCCUUGACACCCAAAGCAAGACUGGUGCCCCUCUCGCAGCCGUUUCUGGACUAUCUGCGGGCUGACGGCAUCAUCCUGCCCCCCGAACACAAGUCCCCCGCAAGCGAUGCCGAAGACUCUGGCUACGACGACGAGGCCUCUGACGAUGCUGCAAGUGCCGACACAGAGGAGGAGGUCGACCCCUCUGAAAGCUGGCCCGAAGUGCACGACGCCAUCGCCACCACGAUCCGCGAACUAGGCGGCAAGGUGGUACCCAAGCUGAACUGGUCGGCGCCCAAGGACGCCACCUGGAUCGCCACCACAAAUGACAUGGAGUGUCGGACGCCCAACGACGUCUACUUGCUUCUCAAGUCCAGCGACUUUAUCACGCACGACCUGGAGCACGCCUUUGAUGGGUGCAGCGUGGCUGGGGCGGUGGCGGACUGCCCCCUCCGCGAUUCAGCUACCAGCGGCGACUCCGUCCCCGUCCCCAUCCCCAGCGUGCCUUACCACUUGGUCCUGCGCAAGGCGUUCAACCUCAACCCGAGCCUAGAAUUCCGGUGCUUUGUGCGCCAAGGCCGCGUGAUUGCCAUCUCCCAGCGCGAGAUGAACCAUUUUGACUUUCUCUUCGAGUUGCGUGAUCGGUUCGGCGCGUUGAUUCGCGACUUUGUCGAGGACAGGUUGGUUCGCGGGUUUCCGGACGAUAAUUUCGUGGCAGACGUGUAUAUCCCACCGCCGCAUGAGAAGGUGUGGUUGAUCGACGUGAACCCGUGGGCGCCGAGGACCGAUCCACUCCUGUUUUCGUGGUUGGAGUUGUUGAUGCUGGAAGUGCCAGAGGCGCAGCCACAGACAGCGACGCAGCCAGAAGCAGGUGGCGCAGAUGGUCGCGAGGAGCUCGUCAGACUGACGAUCCAGUCUCAGGCGACGUGUCGAGCUUUUGCGGAACAGCAGCAGGAGCAGGAGACAGAGGGCGAUCUAGACGACGAAUCGAGCACCGGAUCGGAAGCAGAUGACGAUGUCGAAACAAUCUUCGUCCCCGAGUUCCGCCUCGUCAACCGCGACGACCCGGAGGCAUACCAGUUCUCGGCGACAAAGUACUCGGCGCAUAAACUGCCCAAGGACGUCGUAGACGCGAGCCUCGCCCCAGGAGGCAUGAAGGACAUGAUGGACGAGUGGAAGAGGGUCAUGGAGAGACAGCAGCAGGCGAGUGAUACAGAUACGGACACGGACACGGAUGAUGAUCGAUGA
Molecule: messenger RNA, 1353 nt
Organism: Cladophialophora yegresii CBS 114405
Lineage: Eukaryota; Fungi; Ascomycota; Eurotiomycetes; Chaetothyriales; Herpotrichiellaceae
Exons: 1
Coding region: 1-1353 (450 amino acids)
Cellular component (GO): cytoplasm
Source: RefSeq, a predicted model, not a curated record